CCUCGUAUCCACCUUUUCCCUCCUUUAUUGUCCUCUAGUUCAGCUAUAUAUAGCCUCAAUGGCAGUUCAAGUUCCUAAAAGCAAACCACUUACCAUAAAACCAUCUUACAGUUAUCCAUCAGAGAAAAUGGCCGUUGUCACAAGAUUGGUGAAAGAUAGAGCAGUGGUUAUAUUCAGCAAGAGUUCUUGCUGUAUAUGCCACAGCAUUAAGACGCUAAUAUGUAGCUUUGGGGCAAACCCAACUGUUUAUGAGCUUGAUGAACGCCCAGAUGGUCAGCAAAUUGAGAAGGAACUCAUAGCCUUAGGGUGUAAGCCAAGUGUCCCAGCUGUUUUUAUAGGACAGGAGCUCGUUGGUGGAUCCAAUGAGAUCAUGAGCCUGCAUCUCAAAGGAAAGCUGGUCCCAAUGCUCAUUAAAGAGAGAGCUAUAUGGCUAUAGUACAAAUGCUAUAGCCAUAAACACAGCAUUUUCUUAAGCUCCGGUGGUAGUCCGGUAUACUUGCCAACAAAUAGGAAAGUAUGAAUAAGAGAAUAAACAGAAAGUCAAAUGGCAUUUUAUCUAGCCAUCGAUGUAUGAUAUAUGUAAUUUGUUUGGCCUUAACCCUUUUCUCGGUAAGGCAUUACAAACAUGAGAACGAUAAUGAAUACGAAUUACAGAAUAAGUAGCAA
Molecule: messenger RNA, 666 nt
Organism: Helianthus annuus (common sunflower)
Lineage: Eukaryota; Viridiplantae; Streptophyta; Magnoliopsida; Asterales; Asteraceae
Product: monothiol glutaredoxin-S2-like
Exons: 1
Coding region: 59-436 (125 amino acids)
Source: RefSeq, a predicted model, not a curated record